Molecule: messenger RNA, 830 nt
Organism: Arabidopsis arenosa
Lineage: Eukaryota; Viridiplantae; Streptophyta; Magnoliopsida; Brassicales; Brassicaceae
Source: the annotation of a GenBank genome assembly
CCAUCAUCACUUGCAGAUUCUUUCUCUUUUUCAAAAAAAUGGCGAGUUUUAAGGAAAGCUCUGAUUUGGAAGCUAUACAGAGCCAUCUCGUUGAAGACUUGUUGGCUUGUGAUGGCUUCAUGGGAGAUUUUGACUUUGAUGCUUCUUUUGUCUCAGGACUUUGGUGUAUAGAACCUCAGGUUCCUAAACAAGAACCUGAUUCUCCAGUUCUUGAUCCGGAUUCUUUCGUUAAUGAGUUUCUUCAAGUGGAAGGUGAAUCAUCAUCAUCAUCACCAGAGCUGAAUUCAUCAUUAUCAACAUAUGAGACUGAUCAGAGUGUGAAAAAGGCAGAGAGUUUUGAAGAAGAAGAAGAAGCGAGACAUUACCGAGGAGUGAGACGAAGACCGUGGGGGAAAUUUGCAGCAGAGAUUCGAGAUCCAGCAAAGAAAGGAUCAAGAAUCUGGCUUGGAACAUUUGAGAGUGAUGUUGAUGCUGCAAGAGCCUAUGACUGUGCAGCUUUCAAGCUCCGGGGAAGAAAAGCCGUGCUCAACUUUCCUCUUGACGCCGGAAAGUAUGAAGCUCCGGCGAAUUCAGGAAGGAAAAGGAAGAGAAGUGAUGUGCAGGAAGAGCUUCAAAGAACUCAGAGCAAUUCAUCUUCAUCUUCCUGUGAUGCAUUUUAACAUUUUUAAGAGUGUGAGCAGUUUCCUUAAGUUGUAUAAAGUAAUUGUACAGAGGAAACGAAUUGUGUAGGUUUAGUGUGCCUUGCAACAAAUGUGUGUGGAUGUUCUAUUUCUUCAUGUCCCUAAGAUUUAGAAACAACUUCUUGUUUCCAAGAAAGUUAUUGAGUUUCA